UUUUAAUUGAUUACUCAAUCCUCUAUGCACCCGCUUUGAUAGUUAUGUCACUUUAGGAAGAUUACUCUUUUACCUUUGGUAUGGCAAACAUUUUCCACGUAACAUCGGCUUGACGAGCCACGAAGCCGAGCUCAAAUAGACGAGCCGAUCCCAUGUCCAUCGAUCGGGUGUCGUAUUUUAGCACACUCCCCAACCAGCCCCAACUUCAGUUUGGCAGCAGCAAUCACGCGAAUCAGUUCGAACCAGAAGCGAAACGAGACACACUAUCUAUCCGACCCACUGCAUCUAAAAAGGGGCAGAAAAACUAUGUGGAAAACGACCGCCGCUUGACGGUUGACGAAUUUCGGAAUAGUCAUCACCUUGAGUGCAGAUCAUCGGCUGGGCUAAUUGAAUCGGGAUCGGACAAAAAGUGGAACAGAAAAUAAUGAACGGACUGCAAUUUGGGAGCGCGGAUAGAGCUUGCCAAUUUUAUUGCUAAACAGCCGCGAACGCGACAAUCAGAGUGCUAAGUGCGCUAUCAAUCAGUCCAGUCGAAGGUCGGCUGCAUUGUCAUGGCUGGAUUGCCACUGCUGGUGACCUGGCUGAUGCUGGUGCUCCAGCUCCUCCAGCUGGAGGCCCACUACAUACAGAUCGACCACGAAGAGUUUCGGGCCAGCGGCUUCCCGCAUCCGCACUUUCCGCCGCCGCCUCUAACGCCGCUGGACCACCUGCCGCAGGUGCUGGCCGCCAAGGAGCUGACGCCCGCCGAGGUGAUGGUCGACCUGACCAACGACCUGACCCACCGCCUGCUCCACUACCACUCCAUCCUCAACCGCAACAACUUUGCCUUCUCGCCCACGGCUCUGGUCAGUGUGCUGGUGGCCCUGUUCGAGGGAUCGGCGGGCCACAGUGCCGAGGAGCUGCGUCAUGUGCUCCAACUGCCCAACAAUCGGGACGUGACCCGAGUGGGCUACCGCGACAUCCACCGACGACUGCGGACUUACUUCUUUGGCUCCGAUAAUCCCCUAAAAGGGCUCAGCUUGAACAAGUCCAAUGUGACGGUCCUCAAGGACUUUGAGACGGUUCUUAUGUUCUAUGGAUACGAUCUGAGUGUGGACAUGCUAUCCUCAACGCCAGCCAAUCUAACGUCAGAUGCCGAGAUGGUCAACACCACGAUGGCCAGCAAUGCCACGACCGUGGAAAUGGAAGCGGAGACCACGACGCUGAAGGAUGCAGAGAGCACAACGGAAGAGGCGGUCACCACGACCACGGAGGCACCGGCCACCACAACAACAGAGCCUCCAACCACCACAACGGAGGCGCCAGCGGAGACGGAGGCCACCACCGAAGCGCCAGCAGCAACGUCGGGCGAGGAGGAGGAGGCUGAGCCCGCUGGCGAAGAUGAGGCUGCCGAGCUGGUGUCCGCGUUUGUGGCCGAGGAGGACUCCGAGCCGCUGCUUCGCAUCCAGAAGGCCCGCGUCUCCCGACUGCCCACCAGCAAGCUGCAAGCGCCGCUCAAGCACUCGAAUCCCAUCACGCCGAAGCCCAUUUACUUGCCCAGUGUCCGGACGGCGGUCAUGCCGAUGAUGGCUCGUCAGGUGGCGGAGCGAAAGCCAUCGCCCACACGGCAGGUAAUUUCCAUUAUAGCUCCACAGGCAGCAAACAGCUCGCUGACUCGAAAGACGAAGAUGGCACGCCACAAGCGACACGCGUUGCCAGCCUACAAGGAUUUGGAUGCGAAUCUCUUCCUGACGCUCUUCAAUCCGCACACACAUGUGCCGCACCAUCCGCUGCACAUUCCGCCGCCGGUGCCCGCUGCUUUUGCCCCGAUCACCAAUGACUUUGAGCCACACUACGUGGGCGAGGCGGCCGAGGGCAAGUCCAACUACAACACGGAUGUGAUCAGCCACGUGUUCUAUCUGGGCAACCAGCAGGUGGUGCACACCACCUUCAAGGUGUACAACGCCGUGCUGUACUACAAGUACUUCGAGCACCUGAAGAUGAGCGUGCUGGAGCUGGAACUGGACACGCCGGAGUACAACCUGAUGAUCCUGCUGCCCGACUACCACACGGACAUCGUGGCCGCUGCCGCCUCCCUAAAGCUGGGUCCCACCCUCCGGCUGAUGCGAAAGCAGCUGAAGCCGCGCUGGGUGCAGGCCAUCAUACCCGACUUCAAGCUGCAUGGGACCAUGUUCCUGACCAACGAUUUGCAGAACAUGGGAAUCUGUGACGUCUUCGAGCCGAAUCGCGCCGAUUUUCGACCCAUGACUGACGAGAAGGGCGUAUACGUGCGGCACAUUGAGCAAUCCAUAGACGUCACCAUCCGUACGCAUCCAAUCAAUCAGCUGAAGCGCAACUAUGGCGCGCAAACGAAACCCAUUCAGAUCUCCGUCAAUCAUCCGUUUCUGUUUUUCAUCGUGGAUCGCGACCUGGACGUGGCUGUUAUGUCGGGCCGCAUACUGAAUCCGCUGAACGUGCGCAUCCAAUGA
This is a messenger RNA of Drosophila elegans, 2468 nucleotides long. RefSeq lists its product as uncharacterized. Bases 552 to 2468 code for a protein of 638 amino acids. The record is from RefSeq and is a predicted model, not a curated record. Gene Ontology annotation, molecular function: serine-type endopeptidase inhibitor activity. Lineage: Eukaryota; Metazoa; Arthropoda; Insecta; Diptera; Drosophilidae. The transcript has 5 exons.